AUUAAUAAUAAAUAUAUUUUUGGAACAUAACCAAAGCACUUAUUUAAGACAGAAAAUGGUUCCCAUAGUUAAGAAAGUAAGCAGUUACUACAACUCCUAUGCGUUGGCCGUACUCACAAUUGGCUAUGUACUCGGCGAAUUGGGUCAUUAUCUCAUCGGUGUUACUUCCAAACAGACCGCCAUUGAAUUGGAUUAUGGCGAUAAAGCUUGUCAGCAGAAUAAUACCAUGUUCACACGUUACGAUCUACCGCAGCAAUGUGCGGCGGUGAUGGAAGAAGAAAGUUGUGUUGCUUUAUCAAUAAAUGACACCGCAUACUGCGAAUGGAACUACAAUGGUUUGGGUAUUGAUUAUCAAAUACUUGCUGGCCCCACCUUCAUAUUGGUCUUUACAAUUGCUGGUGUCUUUAUGGGUUUCGCGGCAGAUAAAUACAACCGUGUCAAAAUGUUGACAGUUUGUACUUUAAUCUUUGCGGUCGCUAUAAUAUUGCAAGGCACUGUGGGCGCCUACUGGCAGCUGUUGCUGUUGCGUAUGGUCAUGGCAUUAGGUGAAUCGGGCUGUAAUCCGUUAGCCACUGGUAUCAUGUCCGAUAUUUUCCCCGAAAAUAAACGCGCACUUGUUAUGGCCAUUUUCAACUGGGGCAUCUAUGGUGGUUAUGGUAUUGCUUUCCCUGUGGGCCGUUAUAUUACCAAAUCGAAUUUCUUCAAUCUGGGCUGGCGUAUGUGUUACUUGGGUACUGGGGUGUUGGCCGUGUUGGUAGCCGCGCUCACCGGCACUACUCUUAAGGAACCAGAACGAAAAGCUAUUGGCGAAGCCGAUCGCACUAGUGAUGGCAAAAAGAUUGGUUUAUGGAAAGUGAUUAUCAAUCCUGCUAUGAUUAUGUUGAUGAUUGCCGCUUCCAUCCGUCACUCUGGUGGCAUGACCUUUGCCUAUAAUGCUGAUCUCUACUACAACGCUUACUUCCCUGAUGUGGAUCUCGGCUGGUGGUUGUUCGCCGUUACCAUUGGUGUUGGUAGUGUCGGUGUGGUUGUUGGUGGCGUUGUCUCCGAUAAAAUUGUCGCUAAAAUGGGUAUACGCUCACGUGCUUUGGUAUUGGCUGUUAGUCAGCUGAUCGCUACAUUACCCGCAUUCGGCUCGGUAUACUAUGAUCCGCUAUGGGCUAUGAUUACUUUGGGUUGCAGUUACUUCUUCGCCGAAAUGUGGUUCGGUAUCGUGUUUGCAAUUGUUGUGGAAAUUGUGCCAUUGCAAGUGCGUUCCUCAACCAUUGGCGUAUUCUUAUUCGUAAUGAACAAUGUUGGUGGUAAUUUGCCCAUCCUGUUGGACCCAGUUGCUAAGAUGAUCGGUUUCCGUGAGGCGUUCAUGAUCUUUUAUGCAGGCUUCUAUGGCAUAAGUUCAGUGCUUUUCUUCAUUACCUGUUUCUUAUUGGAAGGCAAACCAAAGGACGUAGAUUCUACUACAACAGCUACUGAACAAAAAAUCGAUGGUCUGGAGGCACACACACGUCAAAUGCGCGGUCAUGACAAUUCUGUGUUCUCAGUGGACGAAGUGCUGCCGCAUAAUGGACGUCCCGCGGUGAUUCCACAGCAUUUGCAGUUGUCGAACAAUGGUCAAGACAAAUAUACGCCCGCCACACGCGAGAGCAGCAGACUGUAAAGCACCCUUUGAAGCCAA
Molecule: messenger RNA, 1669 nt
Organism: Bactrocera latifrons
Lineage: Eukaryota; Metazoa; Arthropoda; Insecta; Diptera; Tephritidae
Product: putative metabolite transport protein HI_1104
Exons: 5
Coding region: 56-1651 (531 amino acids)
Biological process (GO): transmembrane transport
Cellular component (GO): membrane
Molecular function (GO): transmembrane transporter activity
Source: RefSeq, a predicted model, not a curated record